Molecule: messenger RNA, 1221 nt
Organism: Cylindrotheca closterium
Lineage: Eukaryota; Bacillariophyta; Bacillariophyceae; Bacillariales; Bacillariaceae
Source: the annotation of a GenBank genome assembly
AUGAUCAAGACUCCUUCCAACAACGACAACUCCUCUGUCAGCAAUGACGAAAGCAAACCUGAAGGCUUUUGCCUUUUCCAGAGCACCUUUGGCACGGCUUGUGCCAUUGUCUUGUGGAUAACUUGCAUGGCUACUCACGAUUGCUGGACUGACUGCAAUGAUGCUGUCACCAAGGCUAGCAUUCUUGGCUUUGGCAUAUUUGUUAUUUUCAUGCUCUUGGUGGAACGAGCCUUUGAGCCCGACGAAACUCUUUGCGAUGCUAUGCAAGGCAUGGGAAAAGAGUUUGAUGAUGUCAAGACUUGGUUUGGCAAAAUUGGAUAUCUCGCUUACAAUAUUACCGUAUUUGCCACAUUGGUUGCCGAAUUGAAUGCCCUUUUGGACACCAAUACUCCAAUGUGGUACCGUGAACAAGCUCUGUACAUGUAUGCCUUUUUGAUGUAUUCCAAUGCGGCUGGGACCAAGUUGUGGAGUAUUCUCCAUACUCUCACUUUUGCUCUCGCUUCGGACAGCAUUGCUUUGGCCCAAAGUACUCAAGUCAUUAUGAAUCCUCGUUCGAUUGGAUUGAUCCUGGGCUAUUGUGGAAUGGCCUACGAAAUCGUUCAACGUCGUGACGACGCCGCUUUUUUGAAGGAUCACCUUCCUGUCCGCAGCGUUCUUUUCUUUACUUUGAUUUGGAUUCCUCUCUUUUGCACCAUUUGGCCAUUUGCCGAGACUUCGAUGAUGAACUACCUCGUCAUUGGUAUUUGCCUUUUGCUUUGUUCCGCGGAUCUGUCCAAGGUGGGAAAGAGCGAUGGGUCCUAUUCUUGGAUGGAACGCUCUGGAGCUCAUCUCUUCCAUGCCUCUAUCUGGAGUCAAAUUGCCUUGGUCUUGCUCGAAUACUUGGAGGGAUCCACUGGUACUCGCAAUCUUUGGAUCAUUGGCUUUUUGUUGUAUGCGCACAUUGGUAGCAUCAAUGUCACCAACAUUUGCUUUGUAUGGGGAAUUACCGUUCUCGGUGCCAUGAACACUUUUGGUGAUGGCAAGGGGCAUUUCCCCUUUACUACUACAGUGGCAGUCGUUCGUACUGUUGUCAUGGUGCUUGCUUUGGUCGACCUUUGUUUGAAUGGCAAGAAGAAAGACGACGAGGCUUCCAAGUCUGACAACGAAGAUGAAGCUCAAGUCAAGGUCUUGUGGGACGGAAGCGAUGCUACCGACUAUGUGCCACUUGUCAAUGUCGCCUAA